This is a messenger RNA of Jatropha curcas, 1318 nucleotides long. Its product is annotated as plant/protein. Lineage: Eukaryota; Viridiplantae; Streptophyta; Magnoliopsida; Malpighiales; Euphorbiaceae. The record is from RefSeq and is a predicted model, not a curated record.
AAGAAGAAAAUCAGAUUCUCACAGAGCCAAACUUCAACUUCCCCUGUUCCUCCUCCAGCCACCGUAUUUUCCAGCAACUGAGUCUUUCACGCAGAGAAUUUCUCUCUCGCUCUCUGUUCGAUUAUAUUACUGACCUAACCGUUCAACAAAAUUCUCAGUUGGUUAACAUAACAUAUAUACAAAGAGACUGUGUGAUCUAAUCAUGGAUUCCCUCGCGUCAGUUUCUCCUUCCAUAGUUCUCCCUCCCAGUAAACCUCUUCCUACACGACGUCGUUCUAUCUCUACGGCCUCCUCUUCCUCCGCUUAUAAUCUUCGUCCUCGCCUUUUUAUCUCAUAUUCUUCAGUAUCUUCAAGAAGGAGAUGGACACGAGUUUCAUGUAAACUGAGCGGCGAUGGUAGGGCUAAUCGUCCAGAAGAUGAUGAAGAAGACGACGGACAAGAGGAGGUGGAUAGGGCGCUUCACUUGGAUGGUACAAUUCCAGGAACCUCGAAUGAGUUCGUUAAGCAAGUGUCUUCUCGUGCUUACGAUAUGCGAAGACAUCUUCAACAAACAUUUGAUAGCAGUAGCUAUGAUGUAUUGGAUGUCAACCCGUGGAGAGAGACCUCAAAGCCUGUAUAUGUACUAACCCACAGAGAAAACCAGUUGUGCACAAUGAAAACUCGAAGAAAUCGCAGUGAGGUGGAGAGGGAGCUUGGGUUACUAUUUUCUAAAGGAGGAAAGCGGAGAUCUGAAAUGGGAAAUCAGGCUAAACAGCCCAGAAGAGGGACAAAGUUCCAGAUGCUCGUGGAGGAUGUUAGAGAGGGCGUGCUUGUAUUUGAAGAUGAGAAUGAAGCUGUAAGAUAUUGCGAUUUACUGCAGGGAGGAGGUAAAGGAUGUGAAGGUGUCGCAGAAAUCGAAGCCUCAUCAGUAUUUGAUCUUUGCCAGAAAAUGAGGGCUCUUGCUGUUCUAUUCCGAAGGGGGAGGACACCUCCCCUGCCACAAAGCCUUGAGCUCAACUUGAGAGCUCGUAAGAGGUCCCUUGAAGACCAAGAGGACUUGAUAUGAAAUUCAGGUGAUUAUGUGAGAUGUGCUAUUCUAAAUAAUGAAUAGCAUAAAGUAAAUAUUGUAAUUAAAAUGAUAUUCACAAAUUGUAUGACAUAAAAAAACAUAGCUCAAUUUACACAUUUACACAUGUAUGCUCAAUGGUCAUGAUGUUCUUCCCUUUCCUGGAAAAAUUGAAUUCAGUUGGAUGUUAGAUUUACAUUGUCUUUUUCUUUUUCUUUUUUUAUUGAAGUCUUGAAGACCCUAAUAAAAGUAGUGGGACCUGCAUAAAGUGAA